AACAGAAGCUUUAAUGAGAAAAUAAUGAAAUAGCAACAUAUUCUAAUGUUUCUCUGAUCUGGAAAAAAUAAUUAAAUAUCUAAUAAUUUCAACAUUAGGCAGAUUUUUUUAAAGAUUUAUUUUUUUUAUUUAUGCAUACAAGAACUGUAGGUUAGAGGUGCAGGGGGUGAGAGGAUCCACCAGAGACCCAGUAGGGAGGAGAACAGACAGAUGGAUUGAAAUACAAUGCUGAGGGGAGCAGCGGGUGAGACUGGAGAGGUCUGUUGCGCCAUGUGGGUAGCUCCCUGGCUGGGGAUGGAACUCAUGACACAGAGGCUGUGGAUAGCUUCAUAGUGCUGAGACUUAACCCCUUGCACCACCAGGGAGGCCCUAAGCAGACUUUUAAUUAAAAAUCUUUCUCAGAUAAAUUUGGUAACAGUCAGGAAUUCAGUAUUUAAUCACCCGCCUGUGGAUACCAAACCAAGAAAGGUGUCAGUUUAGCAAAAAGCACUGACCAUGAAGUUAGGAAAUCUAUAUACAGGUUUUAGCUCUGCCGCUCUCUGAUGUGAACUUAAAUGAGGCUCUGCAUCGGUGAUCAUUCUUUUCCUCUUCUGAAAUGAGAAAUGAAGUUGCUGAAGUAAAUGGCUUUAACAUUCUGAAAAUUAAGUAAUGUGUUUAAGUUCUGCCCCUCCCCCUGAUGAUUCUACUGUUUAACAACUGAGACCUCUUGCUAUUUAAUUCCACAAGAAUGUAGGUUGUGAGCAGUUUCUGCUAUAGACUGAAUGUUUGUGUCCCUACAAAAUUAAAAUUAAAAUCGUAACCACCCAAUGUGAAGGCAUCUGUAGGUAGGGCAUUGAUUAAGUCAAGAGAGGGUGUCACCUUUAUGAAUGAGGUUAGUGGACUUAUAAAAAAAGUCCUUCCCACCAUGUGAGGAUAUAGUGAAAGAUGACUCCAGAACUCUGAGAAGAAAUCUCUUGUUUUAUAAAUCAUUUUAACUAUGUGGUUUUUGUUUUAGCAACCCUAACAAAGAAAAGCUUCCGUCUAAUUGUUGGUUGUGAAAGUAAUUUUGAGUCCCCAUGUCCCAUAUCUAUAAAGUCACAUCCCCUGUAGCGAGUUUCUGAAGUCAGAUAGCCCCAGGGGCUCUGAAGGUUUCCUGAAUUAUAAAAACUGGAAACCACAAUCAGCUUAAUCAUUAAAAUUGCUGUUUGCCUUUGUGUAUUAAGCACAAUGCUUCAUAUCUUAAAAGGUAAUUAAUUGAAUUCUGAUUAUUGCUUACAAUGAGAAAGCAUUUGUAUGAAACAAAAAAAAAGAGAAAGAAAGUUGGAUCAUGUCACAUGUCUCCUUCCCCCAGGUGUGCAGAACUCCCAGAAUACUUACAAAGGCCAACAUUUGUUUAUUUUUCUUGUACUCUGCUGGAUAUGUGGAACUUUUUUCAGAACGAAUUGAGAAUCCUAAGACACCUUAGGACGAAAGAAUACACACUUUCUAAUUAUCCAAAAAUUGUCAUAAUUUAUGACAUUAUCAAAAGAGCCCCAAAUAAUCCCAGUUUGCAUUGUCUUAAGUAGGCAAAGACAAGGCUGUGUGUUCUGAGACACAAAGGUGAAUUUGUAUAUGAAACUUCCUGUAAUUUUCCAACUUGGGUGGAAGUGGGUACAUUUACUUUUCAUCUUUUGUUUGUAUAAUUGUGUGCUGCUUCUCAGAAACUAGAAACAAGAAAUGGCAUCUCAGAACUAUAGGAUGGUGUCAAGUAUGGGAACAAUGAAAUUCCUCUUAGCUCUGUGUGCUAUUUCUGCCAUAUACAGAAAGUAUGGGAUUUUCUUUAUUUUUCUCUUGAAAAGGGGCUCUCUCAGUUUGCUUGUCAUUUUGGUCAUUUCUUCGAUACUGGCCAGUAUCUGGGGAAUCAUAAGAGAAAAUAAUGCUGAAUAUUUAGUCUUACAGCUAGAACUUCUCUUGCAGCUGAAUUAUGAUACCCCAGAUGCCUUGCACUGUUAAUUUACUUUUACUCUUUGACAUUGCUCUUUGUUCCUUAGAAAAUGCUACAAGAAAAUGGGAGUUUUUCACCAUUACCCUUCUCGCAGCGUGUUUCAGGCUGGCAUUCUGUCCUGGUUACUACCCUUUAUCCUGUCUCAUUUCUGCUCCUCUACUAAAAGGGGGAUUCCAGACAGACGAGAGGAACAACUUUUAGAUGCUAUACUGCAGGCAUAUUAAGUUAUUCCCCCACCGUGCAGUCUGGAAAUCAGGGAGCACUUCUCUGGCGCUGCAUUCUAAUGAGCUGCUGAAGAUGCCAGAGUGUGUGCGUGCACUGGCGUUUCUUUCCCCUCCUCCCUUUCUUCCUUUUUCCAAGCCCCCUCUUUUCCCUAUUUCCCCUCCUACUCCUUUAUCCCCUCCCUCUGUGUCUCAGUUCUGCAGUAAACGGGGCUGAGGCACAUUCCUGCUUUGCAAGGCUUUCUGUUGAGGAUGUUUUGUGGCUUUUGUUUGGAUUGCAGCAUGCAGAAUUACAGCUGUUCAGAGGAGACUCAUUACAACUCCUGCUGAAGCUCCUAAUCUUCCUCCCUUCUCUUCUGCCCCUAAUCCUUAUCCUCAUUGGCCUGAAGACAUUGUACCCAGAGUUUGCCUUAACCCCCUGGUGCUAUGUGUAUGGUAAACCUGGUACUGUGGCCUCAUCUGGGACUGGCCAGACAACUGCUGCUGGCUCUCCCUAUUCCAAGGAGGAUUUAAAGGGGAAUUGCACUACAGGCAAUGCACCAGAGCAGCAGCUUCAGGAGCUUGGGGACUAAGGCUUCUCUGGCAUUACCACACACACACAAAGCUGACCGCAAUGACAGCCGCUGCUCCUUUGAACUGUUGGUAGCAGCCAAGCGGCAGCAUGAAGUGAGAGAUCACUCCUGAGCUCAAGAUGAACUCCACCUUGGAUGGUAAUCAGAGCAGCCACCCUUUUUGCCUCUUGGCAUUUGACUAUUUGGAAACUGUCAAUUUUUGCCUUUUGGAAGUGUUGAUUAUUGUUUUUCUAACUGUAUUGAUCAUUUCUGGCAACAUCAUUGUGAUUUUUGUGUUCCACUGUGCACCUUUGUUAAAUCACCACACUACAAGUUAUUUUAUCCAGACUAUGGCCUAUGCUGACCUCUUGGUGGGGGUCAGCUGCCUGGUCCCUUCUUUGUCACUCCUCCACUACCCACUUCCAGUAGAGGAGUCUUUGACUUGUCAGGCUUUUGGCUUUGUAGUAUCAGUUCUGAAGAGUGUCUCCAUGGCCUCUCUGGCCUGUAUCAGCAUCGAUAGAUACAUCGCCGUCACUAAACCUUUAACCUAUAACACUCUGGUCACACCCUGGAGACUGCGCCUGUGUAUUUUCCUGAUUUGGCUAUACUCCACCCUGGUCUUCCUACCUUCCUUUUUCUACUGGGGCAAGCCUGGAUAUCAUGGAGAUGUGUUUCAGUGGUGUGCUGAGUCCUGGCACACCAACCCCUACUUCACCCUGUUCAUCGUGAUGAUGUUGUAUGCCCCGGCCGCCCUUAUUGUGUGCUUCACCUAUUUCAACAUCUUCCGCAUCUGCCAACAACAUACAAAGGAAAUCAGCGAAAGGCAAGCCCGCUUCGGCAGCCAGAGUGGGGAGACUGGGGAGGUGCAGGCCUGUCCCGAUAAGCGUUAUGCCAUGGUCCUGUUCCGAAUUACUAGUGUAUUUUACAUCCUCUGGUUGCCGUACAUCAUCUAUUUCUUAUUGGAGAGCUCCACUGGCCACAGCAACCGCUUUGCAUCCUUCUUGACCACCUGGCUUGCUAUUAGUAACAGUUUCUGCAACUGUGUCAUUUAUAGUCUCUCCAACAGUGUCUUCCAAAGGGGACUGAAACACCUCUCAGGGGCCAUGUGUACUUCCUGUGCAAGUGAGACCAUAGGCAAAGAUCCUUACACAGUUAGGAGCAAAGGCAACCUUAACGGAUGCCACAUCUGAAGGGGUUCAGAUAUUGGGUCACUGUCUGUCAUGUGAUCCAAUGUGUCUUCUUAUCUCUUUGUAUUCCCAGGUCAGUAGGAAAUCUGGGACAAAAUAAUUUGAAUGCAAGCAAUAGCAAACAAAUGAUCCAUCCAAAAUGUCUUCUAAGUUUGCAGAAAUGAUUUUCUGAAAAGUGCUUUUAAGUCAGAAGUAUCAGGACCAUGAAGAUAAAUUGCUCUUGGUUCAAAUUUUUGUAAUGUCAUGGAAAUGACUACAGUUCUCACAUUUAAAAUGAAUAAAGCCAUAUCUAACACCUCUCUCCAGCUGGCAUGACAGAACCUGGGUGUGAAGACCGUCAGCGUUUUUAAAAGUCAUAGUUUUCUUGACAUUUUUCUGGGUUCUUUCCAGCUGUUUGGGCUUCAUGUGCAAUUGAUUUAACAGGAAAUAUUCAAAUAUGCAGUGAAUUAACAGGGUUAUAAAAUCGUGUGUGUGCCAAAGUUAACUACACUGAAAGUUUUAACACUGUCAUUUAGAAAGCCAAAUGUUUUAUGUCUUAUUCUCUUGAGAGAAUUCUCUACAGUGAAUAAUGUGAACACUUAAACAUUAAUUUUAAAACUUUGCAAUGAAGCAAAAGUGCAGCAAAACUAUGAAAAACUGGGCUACUUUUUGUGCUAUGCUUCACAGAGAUCUAAAGAAAUGUGUACAUAAGAAGUGCUUGUGUUGCAGUAAUUUUGCCUUUGUAUGUGUAUAUUUAGAGUAUUUGAACUAGAUUUCUCUUUUACAGCAAAAUGUGUUUUAAUAAGCUUAAAAUAAUCAUAAUAUUGGCUGCCAUUUUUAUAGUGAUGAAAUUAUGUAAAAGUAUGUCAUUAGUCUUUCCUGUUCUUUUUAUCCAAAGACUUUUGAAAUAUUAGAAUAUCAGGGAGAAAGGUGUUCUAAGGAACUAAGUCAGAAAAUAUACCAUACCUUUAGUUAAAUUUUUAAAAAGCAGGGGGCUAAUUGAGAUGUUCUUUUUGUGUUUUACAGAAUCAAGUAAUAAAGUAGCUAAUAAUUUUUAAAAACAUUAGUUAUUGUUAAGGGAUUCAGACUGGCAUGAGGAAGGGAGAAAAUCUGAUAAUUUGAUCUCUUAUUACUUUUCUCUUUCUGGAAAAGAAUUUUGUGGAAUACAGUUCUUUCCUUAUUGUUUGGUGGUGGUUUGUUUUUUCUUUAAGCCACAGGUCUAGCAAAAUCUAUAGGAAUUUAUUAUUGUUAUUCUAUAGAAUUACGAACUGAUAACACUGUGUGUUUGAGUGUAGUCGUGAUGUUUUGUUCUUAAAAGUAAUUAUCUUUAGGGCAAGAGAUUUAUUUUUCUAAAGGAAGGAAGCUUUCUCAGCAGCUCCAGGCAGGAGAGUAUUUCCUCUGCUAUUCUACUGGUUUUAAUGUUUUGGAUGUCUUCAGGGGACUGACUUGAUCUCUGCCUUCAGCUUGGUGUUGUAAUCUGAAUUUGACACUGGUGUUCAGGGAGAUGGGAGAGGCCAAAGGACGCGAGCAGGUCGAUUUUUGAAUCCCAGAAAGGACUUGGAUAUUUAUAAAACAGGCAGUUAUGCUUCGGUUUUACAUCAUAAUAUUGGAAAACCUCCUCCCCCAUUUUAAAAUAAAGGGCAGCAUUCUUAAGAUUUUAGGCUUUAAGAUACUGAUUUCAUUUAAACCUCAGAUGUCUUCUACUUAAAUUUGUUUUUAAGUACGCGUUGUAUAAACAUUUCAACCUCAGGUUCUACGUUCUUUCCCAAAACAUGUUUGCUCUUAUAUUUAGUAUUAGAAGAUUUAAUUCUAAGCUGCUUCAAAAUUUAGAGUUCAUUGCAAUGCAACUUACAUUAGCAAUGACUCUGUUGAAUUGCUUUCUCAAGUGGAAAGCCUUUUCUGUUGGAUUCUGAAAAAUAGAUGUACACAUUUCCCCUUUAUUGAAGUGGCAUACAUCUUAAAAAACAGUAUUUCCUUUAUUAUCGUGUAUGUUGAAGAGUGUAACCUAUUCAAAUCUGUAUGGUACGCUUGUGAAUUUUUAGCUCAACAGACAGAGGAAUCUUAAAUACUUCAUUUUUUAUAAGGAACUGGUGUUAAAUCCAUGGAUUUUACUUUGGGAGAGGGGCUGAGCCCUUUUAAUAUUUUCCUGAAAUAGCAAUGGAAAAUAGAAAAUAAGUUUAAUUUUCUAGAAAUGGCUGUUAAGCUGGUCUUUUAAUGACUGGAAAGAUUCAACUUUUAAUAAGUGCUUUUGUUAAUAGAUUUUUGUCCUAAUGCUAGAUUCAGAUGAUAUAAGAAUCUCUAUGUCUCAGUCUAAAACUAAAGUAGAAACUAAGUAGAUGUAGUCAUUUUAGAGAAAAACAUCCCCUCCCUUAAUAUCACUGUCUUUCCAGUUUAUCUUGCUUCAUUGGAGUAUAUAAACUGUUUCUCCCAGGUACAAAUUCUGUUCUCACGUUCACUGCUUUUUUAUUUUUAUUUCCAGUGUGGGUGCAUGUUGGAAAUAAUUCUCUAACCUUCAGAGAUGGGGGAGAUGUUUCUAUAUGAUCCAUUUGGAGAGCUGUGUUUAAGCAACCUUUUCAUGCUGGCAUAUUUAAUGCAACAUUUGUUGAUAUUUGGUUUAAAUACCAGUCUGACUAGAAUGAGGAAAAAAAGUAUAUUUUUAGUAUCAGUUACCUUGGGCUUUUGCAAGACAGUGCAUUUAACUUUAUAUGGCAUACAAUCAGAGGAAGAAGAACCUUUGAGAAGUUUUGUUGAAAUUAUUUAAUAGUGGGCCUCCCUGGUGGCGCAGGGCUUUAAGUCUCAGCGCUAUCAAGCUAUUGCCAACCACUGUGGCCUGAGUUCAAUCCCCGGCCAGGAAGGUCACCCACAUGGCUCAGCAGACCUAUCUCACCCGCUGCUCCCCUCAGCAGUGUAUUUCAGUAGCUCUGCCUGUUCUGCUCCCCACUUUGUCUCUGGUGAAUCCUCUCACCCCUCACACCUCUGGCCUACACCUCAGUUCUUAUAUGCAUGAAUAAAUAAAAAUAAAUCUUAAAAAAAAAGAAAUUAUUUAAUAGUGAAUUUUAAAGUAAGAGUAUACUAAUCAUAUUUGUAAAUUAUUUGUGUGUUUUUAUACAGUGAUUUCAGUGAGGGUAUGUUUUUUUUCCUCUUAGAGUGGAAAAGCAAUUAUAAAAGGACAAGUGUACCUCCACUUUAAUGAAAGAACAACCCCCCCACCAGAAUGAGUGUUUUGAUUUUGAUGAGCCUAUUGGCUCUUAACCUAAAUUCCAUUUGG
Talpa occidentalis (Iberian mole) is the source of this 7169-nucleotide messenger RNA. It is a transcript of the gene GPR21, whose product is annotated as G protein-coupled receptor 21. The record is from RefSeq and is a predicted model, not a curated record. Gene Ontology annotation, molecular function: G protein-coupled receptor activity. Gene Ontology annotation, biological process: G protein-coupled receptor signaling pathway. The transcript has 2 exons. The coding region runs from base 2876 to 3925 and encodes 349 amino acids. NCBI's taxonomy places the organism in Eukaryota, Metazoa, Chordata, Mammalia, Eulipotyphla, Talpidae. Gene Ontology annotation, cellular component: membrane.